Puntigrus tetrazona (Sumatra barb) is the source of this 2632-nucleotide messenger RNA. Its product is annotated as NACHT, LRR and PYD domains-containing protein 12-like. The record is from RefSeq and is a predicted model, not a curated record. The coding region runs from base 1 to 2592 and encodes 863 amino acids. Lineage: Eukaryota; Metazoa; Chordata; Actinopteri; Cypriniformes; Cyprinidae. The transcript is spliced from 6 exons. Gene Ontology annotation, molecular function: protein binding.
AUGAAUUUCUUGUGUUCACAUCCUCUAGAUCCCAGCUGUGUGUCCAUGAAGAGUGACCAGUCAAUGGACCCUCCACCUAAACUCAGCGGACACAAUGAAAAUUCUAGCCGUGACCCUGCAGAAGAUCUCAAGACAUUCAGAUCAAAUCUGAGGGAGAAAUUUGAGUGUCUUCAUGAGGGAACAGUGAUUCAGGGAAACCCAACACUCCUGAAUGAGAUCUACACAGAGCUUUACAUCACAGAGAGUGAGAGUGGAGAGAUCAAUAAUGAGCAUGAGGUGAGACAGAUUGAGACACGAUCCAGGAGAGAAACAACAGAGGACACUCCCAUCAAAUGCAGUGACAUCUUCAGACCUUUACCCGAACAAGACAAAGCCAUCAGUACUGUGCUGACAAAAGGAGUCGCUGGCAUUGGAAAAACAGUCUCUGUGCAGAAGUUCAUCCUGGACUGGGCCGAAGGGAAAGAGAAUCAGGACGUCCAGCUCAUAUUUCCACUUCCUUUCAGAGAACUCAAUCUGAUGAAGGACAAAACUCUCAGUCUUUCAGAUCUUCAGCAUAUCUUCUUCCCUGAAACAAAAGAAAUUAAAAUAUCCAGUGAUGAGUAUAAAAUGUUGUUCAUCUUUGAUGGUCUGGACGAGUGUCGUCUUCCCUUGAACUUUGACAGCAAUGAGACUCUACAGGACGUGACCAAAGAGACAUCAGUGGAUGUGCUACUGACGAACCUGAUUUUGGGGAAUCUGAUUCCCUCUGCUCUCAUCUGGAUCACCUCCAGACCAGCAGCAGCUGAUCUCGUCCCCUCUGAGCGCGUCCAGCGAGUGACAGAGGUACGAGGCUUCAAUGAUCCGCAGAAGGAGGAGUACUUCAGAAAGAGGAUCAGUGAUCAGAGUCUGGCCGAUAGGAUCAUCUCACAUCUGAAGUCCUCCAGGAGCCUCUUCAUCAUGUGUCACAUCCCAGUCUUCUGCUGGAUCUCAGCCACUGUUUUAGAGAAGAUCUUGAGUCAAGCAGAGAGUGGAGAGAUUCCCAAGACUCUCACCCAAAUGUACACACACUUCCUGAUCCUUCAGACCAACAUCAAACAUGGCAAGGACUAUGAAAGGAAAGCGAAGGAUGAAGACAUGAUUCUCAAACUGGGAAAAGUGGCUUUCCAGCAACUUGUGAAAGGAAAUCUGAUCUUCUAUGAGGAAGACCUGAGAGAGUGUGGCAUUGAUGAGACUGAAGCAUCGGUUUACUCAGGAUUGUGUACUGAGAUCUUCAGAGAGGAGUUGGGCUGGUAUCAGGGAAAAGUCUUCUGCUUUGUUCAUCUGAGCCUUCAGGAGCAUCUCGCAGCUCUUUAUGUGCUGUUUACAUUUCUGCUGGACAAGAGAGAUGUGCUGAAUGAAAACCUCAGCUCAAAACAUGCACAUGAGUUCACGUGUCACACAAUAUCUGACCUGCAUCAGAGAGCAGUGGACAAGACUUUACAGAGUAAGAAUGGACAUCUGGACCUUUUCCUCCGAUUUCUUCUAGGUCUUUCGCUGAAGUCCAAUCAGACACUCCUGAAAUAUCUUCUGACACACACUGGAAACAUCCCAUACAGUGAAGAGAAAACCAUUGAUUACAUUAAAACAAGAAUAAGAAUGAAUCCCUCACCAGAGAAAUCCAUCAUUCUGUUUCACUGUUUAAAUGAACUGGGUGACCAUUCUCUGGUGAAUGAAGUACAGGAGUAUCUUAGAUCUGGAGGUCUGUCAAACACCAGACUGUCCUCGUCACAGUGGUCAGCUGUUAUCUUUGUUUUGCUGACCUCGGAGCAGUUGGAUGAAUUUGAUUUGAGUAAAUACAUAAGCAGAGAGCAAAACGAAAUCCACACAACACCUGAUGAACUUCUUCUGAAGCUCUUGCCUGUCGUUGAAGGCUCUAGAUCAGCUCAGUUAAGUUGUUGUAACAUCACAGAUGAAGGUUGUGCUGCUCUGAGUUCAGCUCUGAGAUCAAAAUCCUCCCAUCUGAGAGAAAUGAAUCUGUCUGAGAAUAAUUUAAGAGAUGCAGGUCUGAAGCUGAUCUCUGAAGGUCUGAACGAUCCUCGCUGUAAACUGGAAAAACUGUGGUUGAGGGAGUGUAGAGUCACAGAUGAAGGUUGUGCUGCUCUGAGAUCAGCUCUGAGAUCAAACACCUCACUUCUGAGUGAACUGGAUCUGACUGGGAAUAAACUAGGAGAUGCUGGUCUGAAGCUGAUCUCUGAAGGACUGAAGGAUCCUCACUGUAAACUGGAGACACUGUGGUUGUUUAAUUGUGGCAUCACAGCUGAAGGUUGUGCUGCUCUGAGUUCAGCUCUGAGGUCAAACUCAUCACAUCUGACAGAACUGAGUCUGUCUAGGAAUAAUCUAAGAGAUGCAGGUCUGAAGCUGAUCUCUGAAGGACUGAAUGAUCCUCACUGCAAACUGGAGAUAUUGUGGUUGAGUUAUUGUGGCGUCACAGAUAAAGGUUGUGCUGCUCUGAGUUCAAACCCCUCACAUCUAAGAGAACUAGAUCUGGUUGGGAAUAAACUAGGAGAGUCAAGUGUGAAGCUGCUCUCUGCAUUAAAAGAGGAUACACAUUAUAAACUGGAGACACUGCAGUAAGUAUCAGUGAUUAAUAUACAGUCUCACAUAAUAAUGUCAU